This is a messenger RNA of Coregonus clupeaformis (lake whitefish), 1904 nucleotides long. Its product is annotated as leukocyte antigen CD37-like. The record is from RefSeq and is a predicted model, not a curated record. The transcript has 8 exons. Bases 143 to 1135 code for a protein of 330 amino acids. Lineage: Eukaryota; Metazoa; Chordata; Actinopteri; Salmoniformes; Salmonidae. Gene Ontology annotation, cellular component: membrane.
CAAGUGAAGCAUUACCUUAACAGUAGUCAGGCAGAUAGGGAGGUGAGAGAAAAUAGGUUUGGCUGCCAUUGCUGUUGCCCGUCGCCGUGUGAGUGAGAAGUAAUGUGAGAAGUUACCACAGAUCAAAUAUCAGGAAGACAUCAUGAAGGUGGACGACAAGUUUCAAAUUCUGAAAUUCUUUGCAGCAGUUUUCAACUCUGUUUUCCUGAUUCUGGGGCUCUGUAUCUUUGGAUGUGCGGUAUGGAUCUUGUUUGACAAAGACAAUUUCAUUGCUGUUCUCAGCUCUGUUGAGGUGAAGACUGUAGCUGGGGGACUGUUCAUCAUCGGACUGAUGGUGGUUGGUGUCACUAUUGUGGGGUGUGUGGGAGCCCAACUGGAGAACAGGUUCUUCCUGCUACUGUAUAUGGGCUUCCUGAUCUGCAUCGUCCUUGGUCAGCUGUUUGUCACCUUCAUCAUUUUGUUAUCGCGUGAAAAGAUCACAUCAGAGAUGAAAAUGGAAGUGAAUAAGACCAUGACUGAAUAUGGAACAAACCCUGACAAUCAACGACAUUGGAAGCUUCUGGAUGAUGUACAGCGCUAUGGGCACUGCUGUGGUAUGCAGGUUCCUAAUGACUGGCAGGGGAACUUGUUCAUUAUGAACACCAGUCUGACAGAGGUGUUUCCCUGUUCCUGUUUCAACACCACGGACUGUCCUGCCAUCUCUGGAUACAGCACAACGCUGUUUGGAAAUGGAAAUGAAACACACAUCCAUCCACAGGGCUGUCAAAAGAUGAUCACUGAUUGGCUGAAGGAGAACACUUUGACAAUAGUGGGCAUGGACAUGGGCCUGCUAAUCAUUCAGGUCCUCCAGUUGAUAGUGUAUGUGUAUCUAUACCAGACUGUUGGUCAGAAAGCCAAGCUGAGAUGUGUUAGUCAGCUGAUUCGCUCUGAGGACCAUCGCGAACCAAACCCUGACUACCUUGAUGACCCUGACUACCCUGACCAAAACCAUGCCUAUCCUGAACCAAACCAGCCCUACGCACAUACAAACCUCGCCUACCCUGAACAAAUCCUUGCCUACCCUGAACCAAGACAAGCCUACUCUGAGGACCAACACCAGGCCUACUCCGGACCAAACCAUGCCUACCAUCGCUAACCAGGACCAGAGUGUUGCUGUAUGACUGAAGUCACUUUGGGAUCUAACAUCGAAUUGCUCUAACUCUAAAUGCUCAGUUCAGUGCUUUCAGCCACACAGGCCUUCUACUAAAUAUGUUUUUCUGCUGACAAUGAGAACAAUCUUAAUUCAUUAGUUUCUAUUGUUUUCUACUAUUGAUGGAAGCCCUAACUGGUCAGCCGGACCUCACCUGGUGUGAAUAGUUGUGUACUUUACUAGUCAGCCGGACCUCACCUGGUGUGAAUAGUUGUGUACUUUACUAGUCAGCCGGACCUCACCUGGUGUGAAUAGUUGUGUACUUUACUAGUCAGCCGGACCUCACCUGGUGUGAAUAGUUGUGUAUUUUACUAGUCAGCCGGACCUCACCUGGUGUGAAUAGUUGUGUACUUUACUAGUCAGCCUGACCUCACCUGGUGUGAAUAGUUGUGUACUUUACUAGUCAGCCGGACCUCACCUCGUGUGAAUAGUUGUGUACUUUACUAGUCAGCCUAACCAGUUCUUUGGAAAUGUAAAAAUAAAGAAGGGUACCACCAUUUUGAAACUGCAAGCCUACUCCACCCUUGACUAAUAUGAACUAUUGAACCUCUUUACAUAUCACAAUACUAUUUUUACAUCUGCAGAUGACCCACGUUAACAGUGCUGCCUUUAAAUAUUUAAUUGAGUUUGACAGUACUAUAAUUGUGUGAUGCCUGACAUUGGUGAUUAGUGAUUGAUUGUCUGUAAAUUACGCAUUAAAAUCUUCUGAAUUGGA